UUAUUCUGAAAGUGAAUCAUAUUGAAGUUUGCACAGCCGCAUGUAAAUGUUCCUUCGGAGAUAAGAACGUUCGGAUUUUCCCAUCUGAUAAAAUUUUGGAAAAAUUGUGAUUAAAGCAACAUAAAAAGAAACGCAAUGAGCUUUUGAAAUUGAAUUCUGCAACAGAGAGUAACAGAGUACAAAACACAUAUUUUUCGUGAAGUUUUUUCAGCGAUAUUGUACGAGCGAUUUUCACUCGGUGGCUAGUAUUUUAUUCUGUGUGAAUUUUUCGCUGUAAAAGCAAACGUUCAUUUGUAAUUUGUUGCUUUUAUUAUUCAUUUUUACAAACCAAAGUAAACAAUAAUCAUGCAGAAAAUUUGGAUUUUUCUGAUAUUUCUAAAUUUUCUGAAAAUUUGGAUUUUUAUCGGAGCACUAGCUAGUAAUCCAGACGAAAUUUUGAGACAAAAUUUGAAUAUUUUUUACUCAAAUUAUUCAGCUACACAUCCGGAUUCAUCAAAUCCAGUGCCUUCACGAAAUGAACAAGUGUAUCCAGUGCGACAAACUCAAUGGUAUCCUCCUCCGUCGAACACCCUACCAAAUCUAGUGUAUCCACCACUAGUAGCCCAAUCACCUGGGUCAAAUUAUCCUCCUCCGUCGAACACCCUACCAAAUCCAGUGUAUCCACCACCAGUAAACCAACCACCUGUGACAAUUUAUCCUCCUCUGUUGGACAACCCACCGAACAAGUGCAUAUGUGUGCCAAAACACCUAUGUGUAAAUGGUUAUGGUAAUGGUAAUGGUAAUGAUAAUCGUAAUACUGUUACUAAUAAUGAAUUCGAGAAAGUCGUCGAUAUCCGAUUUGGAGAAGUUGAGUGUCAAUCAUAUCUUGAAACAUGUUGUUUACAAAAUAUAACGAAUAAUGCGCCGAAAGUGAUACCUCAUGGUUGUGGUGUCCGUAAUCCGAAAGGGGUAUUUUUCAGAAUUAUCGGUAACAAUGACAAUGAAGCGCAAUUCGGAGAAUUUCCAUGGCAUAUUGGACUUUUUAAAAUGGUACAAGGUCCAAGUGGUGAACUUUGGACUUACGGAUGCGGUGGUUCAUUGAUUAAUCCGGGUGUGGUUCUGACUGCAGCUCAUUGUUUAAGAACAAAGAAUGGACCAAUGUUGGAUUUACACAUGUUGAAAGUCCGUGCCGGAGACUGGGAUUUACGAAUCACACACGAGCCGUAUCCCCAUCAGGAACAAACUGUCCGUAAAAUUUCAAUACAUCCAGAUUAUCAAAGGAAUGGCUUGCUUAGUGAUGUUGCAUUGUUAUUCGUCACACAACCUUUUGAAUUGGGUCUACAUAUUAAUACAAUUUGUUUGCCGAAUCCUGAUCAGGUUUUCAAUCAACGAUCUUGCUUUGCAACAGGCUGGGGAAAAGAUAAAUUUGGUGGCCCUACAAUGCAAAAGAUUUUAAAACGAAUCGAACUUCCAAUCGUGCCUCAUCAAUCUUGCAACCAGAAAUUAAAGCAAACACGUCUUGGCCAGUAUUUCAACUUAGCUUCAACUUUUAUUUGUGCAGGAGGCGAAGGUCAUGGUGACACAUGCACUGGAGAUGGAGGAUCACCCCUGGUGUGUCCAAUUGGAAAUAAUCGAUAUGUUCAAGCUGGAAUUGUUUCAUGGGGAAUAGGAUGUGAUGACAGUACGCCAGGAGUUUAUGCAAAUGUGGCGUGGUUCCGGAAUUGGGUUGAUCAGGAAGUAGCAAGGAAUAUAAUUUAAUGUCAUAGCCGUCUGCCUGAUACCGUGUUUGUUUUUGAUUACAAUGAAAUGUCAAUGCCCUUUCAUAAAUGUCUUUUUUCUUUGAAUUUUGUGUUGAACAAAUAUUAAAUAAAAUAACAUUUUUAAA
Contarinia nasturtii (swede midge) is the source of this 1864-nucleotide messenger RNA. RefSeq names its product phenoloxidase-activating factor 2-like. Gene Ontology annotation, biological process: proteolysis. The record is from RefSeq and is a predicted model, not a curated record. The transcript has 10 exons. NCBI's taxonomy places the organism in Eukaryota, Metazoa, Arthropoda, Insecta, Diptera, Cecidomyiidae. Bases 346 to 1737 code for a protein of 463 amino acids. Gene Ontology annotation, molecular function: serine-type endopeptidase activity.